AUGGAAGAAGACGACGGCAGCAGCAAAUAUCCUGGAAAUGAAAUCAUCAAAUCCAAUGGUGCUGAUGCUGGGAUCUUCGCCUCUCGUACCUCUGAUGUCCACUGGAGCAACACUGCCGAAGGCCAAGGUUCCAGUGGAGGAACGAAACUGGAAGGUGACGGUCACAACUUGGGCAACAUCAAAUACAAUAUUAGUGAUAAUAAAAUUACCGCACUCAAUGGAGAGUCAGAUGUUGGGAUGUUCAGCUUUCACAACGUAGGUGUCUACUGGAGCAACGCCGGCCAAGGUCAAGGUGGACGUGAAGGAAACAAGGGCCUCAAAUCCAAAGGUAUUUGUCACAACAUUUAUAAUAAUAACAUUAGUGCAGAUAGUUCCGCAAAAGUUGGGUUAGAAAAUUUUGGCAACAGCAAAUAUAUUGAUGAUCAUGGCAAAGCAGCAGGUGGCUCGAGCUCUGCCCAAGGCCAAGGUGGCGGUCGAGGAACCAAACCCAAAGGUGAUGGUUACAACAUUCGUGGCAAUAACAUUAAAGGAGAUGGAGAUAGGAAAGCGUUUCACAACUUCGGCAACAUCGAAUACAACUUGAAGACAACUAAUACAGAAGAUGACGGCAGCACCAGCCAAGCCAAUAUUCACAGAAAUACAAUUACAGCAAGGAAUGGAGCCUCACAUGUUGGGAUGUUCACCUUUCACAACGUAGAUGUCUGGAGCAAUGCCGGCCGAGGCCAAGGUGGCCGUCAAGGAAACAAUGGCUUCGCCAAACUCAAAGGUAUCAGUCACAACAUUUGUAAUAAUAAAAUUAGCGCAUAUAAAUCUACAAAUGUUGGGUUACAAAACUUUGGCAACAUCAGAUACAACUGCAAGACUGCUAGUAUAUAUGGAUGGUUGGGUUUAGUAGGCUUUUGGUAUUUAUUCCAGAAUUUCUUUGGCCCUAUGUGGUUAUGA
Prunus armeniaca (apricot) is the source of this 942-nucleotide messenger RNA. The record is from the annotation of a GenBank genome assembly. NCBI's taxonomy places the organism in Eukaryota, Viridiplantae, Streptophyta, Magnoliopsida, Rosales, Rosaceae.